AUGGGUCAGUUAUUCUCUGAUACAUCUAAGGAUGAAGACCAUGGAGAUUUGGUGUCCAGCUUCACUAAAUAUUUUAAGAAGAUUAAAACAGAAAACAAAAUUAUUUCUCAGGAAACCAUUCGUUUAAUAGAAUUUCAUCUGAAAAGAGGAAACAUUCGGGAGGCACACUCUGUAAUCAGUGAUGCAUUAAAAAAUAUUGAUGACGUCCCAAUCAACAUUGCUGUGACAGGCGAGUCUGGAGCAGGGAAGUCCAGCUUCAUCAAUGCCCUGAGGGAACUUAGACCUGAAGAGGAAGGUGCAGCCGAAACUGGGGUAGUAGAGACAACUAUGAUGAGAUCUCCAUACAAACACCCCAAAAUUAAAAAUUUGAUUUUAUGGGACCUGCCUGGCAUUGGAACUAUGAAAUUUCCAUCAAAAGUUUAUCUGGAAAAAGUAAAAUUCCAAGAAUAUGACUUCUUCAUUAUUGUUUCUGACACACGUUUUACAAAACUUGAACUAGACCUUGCCAAAGCAAUCAGAAUUAUGAAAAAGAAUUACUACUUUGUGAGAUCAAAAGUGGACAUUGAUUUACAAAAUGAAAAGGAAUCCAAACCAUGUGCCUUUGACAGAGAAAAGAUCCUGCAGCUGAUCCGAAGCUCCUGUGUGAAUUCCUUUCGUGACAAUAACAUGGAUGUACCACAGGUUUUCUUGAUUUCCAACCACGAUUUAUUUGACUAUGAUUUUCCAGUCCUGACGGACACCUUGAUAAAGGAUCUUCCUAAUCAAAAGCGCUACAAUUUUGUGCUUUCCUUGCCUAAUAUCACGGAGGCAGUCAUUGACAGAAAGCACACGUCUAUGCUUCAGUUUAUCUAUUUACAAACCUCCAUGCUUGAAUUGUUCACUCUUCUUCAUGUACCAGGCAGGGAGUGUGUCAAGGAGAAGCUGGCAGUAAGUUUAAACCAUUAUCGAGUUCUCUUUGGAGUGGAUGAUACAUCCUUAGAAUCCAUUGCUAAGGAUUCCCAAGUGCCUGUUGAACAACUGAAAAAAGUAGUUAAAUCUCCCUAUUUGUUUGAAACUAAGAAUAGGGAAACAUUAGGAAAAAAGUUUUCCCAAUAUUUAGAGAAAUUGUAUAAUGAUAAGCUCCUUGUUAUAGAUCCUGACAUUGAGAAAAUCUUUUAUUUUCAACGGGCUUUCCUUGACACAGUGACUGAAGAUGCCAAAGUUCUCCUUAGAGAGACAUUGAAAAAACUAGUUCAAACUCAUCCUAUCCACAGCCACUGA
Messenger RNA from Onychomys torridus (southern grasshopper mouse), 1260 nucleotides. Its product is annotated as interferon-inducible GTPase 1-like. Gene Ontology annotation, molecular function: GTPase activity; GTP binding. The record is from RefSeq and is a predicted model, not a curated record. Gene Ontology annotation, biological process: defense response; cellular response to interferon-beta. NCBI's taxonomy places the organism in Eukaryota, Metazoa, Chordata, Mammalia, Rodentia, Cricetidae. The coding region runs from base 1 to 1260 and encodes 419 amino acids. The transcript has a single exon. Gene Ontology annotation, cellular component: endoplasmic reticulum membrane.